This is a messenger RNA of Limulus polyphemus (Atlantic horseshoe crab), 525 nucleotides long. RefSeq lists its product as uncharacterized. The annotation marks the transcript as partial. NCBI's taxonomy places the organism in Eukaryota, Metazoa, Arthropoda, Merostomata, Xiphosura, Limulidae. The record is from RefSeq and is a predicted model, not a curated record. The transcript is spliced from 4 exons.
AGCGGGAAGAGGUGAAUUAUAAGACUAGUUUAGAUCGAUUUUUGUUUUGCUAUGAAUAAUUUAGUGGUCUUUAGACCACUGUUUUUUAUCCACGUGCCAAAUGUUAAUAACCUUGUUUGUGUUAUAUUGAAAGUUAAAAAUGUUGACCCUGAAGAGUCGAGCCGUCAGAAACAAAUUUUGAAAUGCAGGGAACUCAUUUUCACAGAACCCACUGUCAUUGCUACUCCGUUAUUGUGGAGUGUUUCAGAAUUCCAAGUAAUCCUCCAAAGAGAACAUUGGCAGACACAGAAGUUUCAAACCCGUCUAGAAAGAAUGGAUCUUCGAGUACUUGACUGCCAUCCCGCAGCCUACAGUAGUUUACAGUCGUGUCUACAGUACACAAUCAGGGCCAAACUUGCCCCGAAGUGGAACCAAGUAGGAACCCUGUUAGUUCAAGGAAGGGAAUUUUUGAAAUGUCCUGAUCCUCUGAUAGCCGUGAGUAAGUGUAUUGUUCUUGUAUAUAUACAAAUCUUGAGUUUGAAGUUU